Molecule: messenger RNA, 2372 nt
Organism: Rosa chinensis
Lineage: Eukaryota; Viridiplantae; Streptophyta; Magnoliopsida; Rosales; Rosaceae
Product: peptidyl-prolyl cis-trans isomerase FKBP62
Exons: 12
Coding region: 226-2007 (593 amino acids)
Molecular function (GO): protein binding; peptidyl-prolyl cis-trans isomerase activity
Source: RefSeq, a predicted model, not a curated record
AACCAGAAUGCAAGAUGAUUAUUUGGGCCUUGGCCCACUGACAUCGCAGUCUUUAUGGCCCACUUAACGCCAGCUUUGGUUCCACCGGAACAUUCAAGAAAGAGCCCAGAACCUGAAAUGACCAAACCACCCUUCCUCUUCCGUUUCAAUUUGCCACGGAAUCAGAAUCAAACCAACCUUUCUCAUCCCGCCACAUAAUCGCACCUCACUAAUCUGAGUUCCACGAUGGCCGUAGCGGAGAAAGCCACUGACGUGUCAGGCAUUGCGGACGAAGACGACCUGGACGAGGAGCCCGGCGAGGUGAUCGAGUCGGCACCGCCUCUCAAAGUCGGCGAGGAGAGAGAAUUCGCCACCUACGGCCUGAAGAAGAAGCUCCUCAAGGCCGGAACCGGCUGGGAAACCCCGGAGUUCGGCGACGAAGCCACCGGUGAGUCCUACUUGCAAACUUUGCUUGAUGGAACGAAGUUCGAGUCUACGAGAGAGAGGGAGGAGCCGGUCACUGUUAAGAUCGGUGAGGGUGGAGUAGUGAAGGGGUUGGAGCAUGGUAUGGUCACUAUGAAGAAGGGAGAGAUUGCGUUGUUUACUGUGCCUGCUGAGCCGGCCUAUGGUGUUGGUGGCCGCGGCUGUGAUGUGCCGCCUAAUGCGGCUGUUCAGUUUGAGGUGGAGCUUAUUUCGUGGAUUAGAGUGGUGGAUUUGAGCAAAGACGGUGGGAUUGUGAAGAAAAUUUUGGAGAAAGGGAGGAGGAAUGAGAGUCCUGGUGAUUUGGAUGAAGUUCUUGUCAAGUAUCGGGUGGCGUUGGUUGAUGGCACCAUUGUUGCAGAAACACCAGAAGAAGGAAUUGAAUUCUACGUGAAAGAUGGUCAUUUUUGUCCAGCGUUGGCAAAAUCAAUCAGGACAAUGAAAAGGGGAGAGAAGGCCAGGUUAAUUGUUCAGCCUCAAUAUGCCUUUGGGGAGGAGGGGAGGGAUGCAAACAAUGGAUUUGAGUCUAUCCCACCAACUUCUGUGCUGAACAUUGAUAUUGAAUUGUUGUCUUUCAAGCCUGUUAUUGAUGUCACCGGUGAUGGCAAAGUAUUAAAGAAGAUUUUGAAGGAAGGGGAGAGUACAUCCAGUGCUCAUGAAGGUGCAACUGUUACUGUUAGCUAUAUAGCUAGGCUUGAAGAUGGUACUAUAUUUGAGAAAAGAGGAGUAGAUGGAAUGCAGCCUUUGGAAUUUAUCACAGAUGAAGAACAAGUGAUUGCUGGUUUUGACCAAGCAGUUGCUACAAUGAAAAUGGGAGAGCAGGCAAUAUUGACUAUACAUCCUGAUUUUGGAUUUGGAAGUGUUGAAAUAAGGCGGGACCUGGCUGUAGUUCCACCAUCUUCAAACAUUGUCUUUGAGGUUGAAAUGCUGGAUUUUAUCAAGGAAAGGGCACCAUGGGAAUUGAGCAAUCAUGAGAAAAUUGAGGCAGCGGGAAGGAAGAAAGAGGAAGGCAACCUUCUCUUUAAGAAGGGGAAGUAUCAUCGAGCGGGAAAGAAAUAUGAUAAGGCUGCUGAUUAUGUUAGUGAAGAUGUAAUCUUUGGGGAUGAUGAGUUAAAGCUAGCUAAAACAUUAAGAGUGUCUUGCUGGUUGAAUGGUGCAGCAUGUAGCCUAAAACUAAAUGACUUUCAGGAAGCAAUAAAACUAUGUUCAAAGGUUCUAGGUGUUGAGUUCCACAAUGUAAAAGCCUUGUACAGACGGGCACAAGCAUAUCUGGAAAUUUCAGAUUUGUUCUCGGCUGAACUGGACAUCAAGAAAGCUCUAGAGAUUGAUCCCCAGAAUAGGGAGGUCAAGUUGAUUGAGAAGAAACUGAAACAACUUCAAGCUGAAAGCAAUAAGAGGGAUGCUAAGCUCUACUCAAACAUCUUUGCAAAGAAAUUGAAAGUCGAGAAAGUGGAAAACGAGAAACAAGACGAAGCUGUGGCACUGGAAAUAGCUGCUGCUAAUACUCUGGCUUCUCCUUGUUCCGAUCGAAAGAGGAGUGAUUGUUGAUUGUUGUAAAAAUAUCUCAUCAUAUUGAUGAUUGAUGAAUUGUAUAUUUAUAUAUAGAUCUGUAGUUCAAUUUCAUCACAUGGUUCGUGGCUGAGGAUCGGGUCGGGUCCCUAGCGUUAGAUAGCCGUAGCUACAACCUCUCACGGUUGCGAGACCACUUCAUGGGGCAAACCACCUUCUCUGUUUUUGAUGAUGAGCAAAGGAAAAAUAUCCAGAACUAAAAUUAAAAAUUAUUUUACAUUUUAAAUAUCCCGUGUAUUAGCAUCCUCUCACAGCUCCCUGGUUAAGUUUCCAGGGACCUCUUCCUUUUGAACUUGAAACUGGAUAUGUCAAUGUACAUUGAUGUUUAAUAUACCCGUUAGCUU